Molecule: messenger RNA, 1823 nt
Organism: Zootermopsis nevadensis
Lineage: Eukaryota; Metazoa; Arthropoda; Insecta; Blattodea; Termopsidae
Product: carboxypeptidase B
Biological process (GO): proteolysis
Molecular function (GO): zinc ion binding; metallocarboxypeptidase activity
Source: RefSeq, a predicted model, not a curated record
GCGUACCCCCGGGGGUACGCGUAACCCAGGUUGAAUACCACUGCUCUAGAUGACAGUCUUCUUCAAACUCGCCAUCGUGAAAACCUGAAAUUUCUCCUCAUUUAAUUUUGGUUAAAUUUCUUUAACGUGCUGAUAUUCGCGAAUCGCCGGUGAAGUUGAGUCAGUUUGAGACCCGCAAAACCAACCGAAAAAUAUUCUAGAUUUAUUAUGGGACCCGAAGCGUCUCUCGUGUUGAGCCAUUCGAAAUGCCGAGAAGCGAUAGGCGACUGAGCGUUGUUACGCUACCGCAAGACGAGGUGUGAGACGUUUCCUGGACGGAGCACUGACUGCAGAGGUCACGCAUGGCGUCUAUAAGAGACCCAACCGCGGAGACCACUCGUUCAGUCAUGAAGUCGCUGCUACUGUUGUGCUUUGCGUUAGCACCCCUACGUGCUGAUGACGGGGCCACCUCCCCCGAACCGGCAGACGAGGCUCGCAUUUCGUACGAGGGAGCACAGCUGUUGAAAGUGACGGCUCCUUCAGAAGAAAAGGAAGUAGCCCUGCGGACGCUGCAAGAUAUGGAAGGAGUUGAUACAUGGCUACGACUGGCCACUAAUAGUUCAACAGUGGAUGUAAUGGUGAGACCUGAGAAUGCGGACAAGGUAAAGGAGUUUCUUGAUGGCAGCGGGCUUACUUUUGAUGUCAUCAUAGACAACUUGCAGGCAGCUAUUGAUACGGAGAACCCUACAAUGACUACAGACGAAAUGGAGGAACUUGAGGGCAGGAAAGGUCACCGCAUGACUUGGCAGUCAUAUCACCGACUAGCAGACAUUUAUGGCUAUUUGGACUACCUAGCCCAGACCUACCCUCAGCUUGUGACCAUCCAGACUAUCGGUAAUUCAAUAGAAGGACGUCCACUCAAAGUGCUCAAGAUAUCCUCGGGACGUCCAGGCAGUCCCGCUAUUUGGAUUGAUGGAGGCAUUCAUGCUCGAGAGUGGAUCGCUCCAGCGUCUGUUACAUACAUCAUAAAUGAGCUGAUUGAAAAUCGUGAUGCACACGGUGAAUCCGUGAAGGAUGUCGACUGGUACAUCCUCCCCGUUGUGAACCCGGAUGGAUACGAAUACUCUCACCGCAUAGACAGAUUGUGGCGUAAGAACCGGCGGGGUUCUGGGUACUGUGCGGGAAUUGACUUGAACCGAAACUUUGGCUACAAGUGGGGUGGAGCAGGAUCAAGUCGUGAACCUUGUAAGGAGAUCUUUGCUGGCAGCAGUGCCUUCUCUGAGCCAGAGACAGCUGCUCUAUCCAAGUUUGUUUCGAGUCACACAGGAACCUUGAAGGCAUAUGUAACAUUUCACAGCUACGGUCAAUACAUCCUGCAUCCAUGGGGCUAUGCCGUAGGUUAUCCACAUGACCAUGCGGAUCUGAGUCGUGUCGGUCAGAAGAUUGCUAGCGCCAUGUAUCAGGCAGGUGGGGCUAGUUACAAAGUUGGCGGAGCAGCAGCCACCCUAUACCCAGCUUCAGGCGGGUCAGAUGACUGGGCGAAGGGAGCUGCAGGCAUCAAAUACUCGUAUACCAUCGAGCUGCGAGAUCGUGGAUACUUUGGAUUUAUUCUGCCAGUACAAUACAUCAUUCCCACGGGCCGCGAGUCACUGGCCGCGGUUAAGGUCUUGGCCGAUGAAAUUGCUAAUGGCAGAUGAUCGACCGCAGUUGGAAACUGCAAUUUGUGUUCUGAGGAGCAGACUUGGUCGUCAUCCGGUUGAACAGCAGUUUGUCGUAUGCAAAUUAUAUCUGAAGAAAUUAAUAUAGAAAAAUAUGUAUUUGUGAAAUAAAAUGUAUGAAGUCGU